This is a messenger RNA of Bicyclus anynana (squinting bush brown), 1464 nucleotides long. It is a transcript of the gene CPR6, whose product is annotated as larval cuticle protein LCP-17. Gene Ontology annotation, cellular component: chitin-based extracellular matrix. The record is from RefSeq and is a predicted model, not a curated record. The transcript is spliced from 4 exons. The coding region runs from base 144 to 551 and encodes 135 amino acids. NCBI's taxonomy places the organism in Eukaryota, Metazoa, Arthropoda, Insecta, Lepidoptera, Nymphalidae. Gene Ontology annotation, molecular function: structural constituent of chitin-based larval cuticle.
UGUAACUCCCCCGGUGUCGCCGGGGAAGGCAACCCACGACCUUUCCGCGGAGAGCGCGGCUGCGAUCAGGGGCGCGCGCGCAGCCUAUAUAUACGCUCGGCGCGCACCAACGUCAGUCAGUGAUCUAUACACAACCUCCCAACAUGAAACUCCUGAUCGUCGUCCUGCUGGUAGCGUACGCGUCCGCGGACGUGUCGCACGUGGUGGGCGGACGCACCGGCGAGGCCAACGCGCAAAUCAAGAAGCAGGAGCUGGACGUGGGCGUGGAGGGACAGUACCAGUACUCCUACGAGACUGAGAACGGCAUCUCCGGCAGCGAGCAGGGCGCGCCCAGACUUGUGCCUGGGUCUGACAACCCCGCGGAGGUCGUGCAGGGAGAGUCCCGAUACACCGCCCCCGGCGGAGAGGUCAUCCAACUGUCCUACAUCGCUGACGAGAAUGGAUUCCAACCUCAGGGUGCCCAUCUUCCCACCUCUCCCCCCAUCCCGGAGGCGAUCCUCCGCGCCCUGGAAUUCAUCCGGGCUAACCCACCGAGGGAGACGCAAAACUAAGCUCCUACAAUACAUAGCACCACACCAAGAAUACUCCACGAAAAUGCCAUUCUAGUAUAAGUGUAUUUGAGCUUACAUUUGCAUCUUUAACGUUAGGGUCAUUCGUACCAACGGGUCACCUGACAGUAAGUGAUGACAGCAGAUCAGCUAUUUCCAUACAAGAUAAACCAUCAAAUAAACCAUGCUGAAUCGCUUAUGUCAACAAUUUGAUCGAUUCGUUUAAAUUGAUUCACAAAAUCAUUGAAGUUAUUAAAUUAAACGACUGAUUCAAAUUAAUUGCAAGGAAUUGAAUAAUUAAUUUAAAUGAAUUGAAUAAUUGAUUUGAAUGAAUUGAAUAAUCAACUUUAAUGAAUUGAAUAAUCAAUUUUAAUGAAUUGAAGAAUUAUUUUCAAUGAAUUGAAGAUGAAAAUGGAAGGGCAAAAGGGACAAACCCAUAGAUAUUUCAUGUUUAUCUUGCGUUUCAUCGACAUUGUAGAAACGUUUGAAUUUUAAAUUUAAUUUCAAAGUAGAAAUGCGCAAGAUGAAGACGAAAACUCAUGGCCAGUAUAGUGAGUGCCCUACACUGUCAACGCAGUCAGUAGUUAUAGUAUACAGUUUUUGUUGUUAUCAUGGGGAACUAACUGAACAGAGGUCCCACGUUUGAUUUCCAGUUUGCACUGUUGUAGUACAACCCACACAAGUUUUAGACUUAGUCUGAGGGUACUUUCAAACAUGAUUAAAAACUAUAUGUUUUUUCUUCUCAAAAUACUCAAUGUUUUCAUAAUUUUAAGAGGUAUAGGGAACAGACAUCUGUGAAAUUGAUUUCUAUGAAAUCAAAACGCCAUAUUUUUUUAUAAAUUUGUAAUAUUAUUAUAGCAAUUGUGAUAUGUACAUUAAAAAUACAAUACAAAUAAAAGAUUUUUUUUUGUUAUUA